AAAGCAAUAAAGUAGGUUUAGUGGUACCUGCCAGCUUCUUCUGAUUGUCCACAUCUUUUCGAUUUAACUCUUUAGCUCUUUUGCCACACAUUGGCUACUAUCUCUUAUUCAUAGCAAGUUCGCUUAUAGUUUCAUUGCUGUGCCUAGCCGUUUGGCUUUUGCUGCUGUCAUGUAUAAAGAAGUAGUGCUGACCCUUUGCCUGCUGGUGGCAUUAGCCAGCCGAGUGCAGGCCACUGACGGUCAUCCCAUCUACGGAGUGAAGCUGUGUGGAAGAGAGUUCAUCAGAGCCGUCAUCUUCACCUGCGGAGGCUCGCGCUGGAGACGAUCCAUCGGCAUGGCAGCAGACCUGUCCAGUGACCUCCUGUCCGCUCAUGACGACGAGGCCUCUGACAGCUGGAGCUCGAACGCUGUCUCUGCACUCUCCUACAAGCCUCACUCUGACUCUGAGACCCCCGACUGGGCCCCUGAGAGUCCGGAGGGUCCCAUGUUCGCCCGGCCCGCACGGUCACUCAUCUCUGAUGAAGUCCUGGAGGCCCUACGCACCUCUGACAGGAAGGGGCGGGACGUAGUGGUGGGCCUGUCCAACGCCUGCUGCAAAUGGGGCUGCAGCAAGAGUGAGAUCAGCUCCCUCUGCUGAAGAACAUCUCUACCUGUGCUGAUCAGCCGCCCCGCUUCCUGCAGAGUUUUGGCUUCAACCCUCGUCCACUACACUGAAAGACGUAAUGCAUUGAAUUGGCCUCGUUUAAAUGCGCCCAUCA
This is a messenger RNA of Colossoma macropomum (tambaqui), 758 nucleotides long. RefSeq names its product relaxin 3b (gene rln3b). Gene Ontology annotation, molecular function: hormone activity. The record is from RefSeq and is a predicted model, not a curated record. Lineage: Eukaryota; Metazoa; Chordata; Actinopteri; Characiformes; Serrasalmidae. The transcript is spliced from 2 exons. Bases 170 to 637 code for a protein of 155 amino acids. Gene Ontology annotation, cellular component: extracellular region.